CUGUCAGCAGGAGCGAUGAUGAGGAGGAAGAAGAGGAGGAGGAAGGGGGUUGGACUUUCUUUCGGCAACUUUUUUUUUCAGCCGCGACAACUCUCUUUUCUUCCUCCCUCUCUCUCUCUCUCUCUCUCUCUCUCCCCCUCUCUCUCUCUCUCUCUCUCUCACACGGAUGUACAGACGCUAGCUCAGACGCUAGCCGGGCGUUAGCAGGACUUUAGUCGGAUAUACCUCAACAAGUGUCGGACAAAGACUGCGGCCCCUUGUCUUCCGAGGUAGGGAUGUGAUGCGACAACCGCUGGAAGUUGGCUCGCCGUAGUCUCCUUUUGUUAUUCGUCCGAGUUUUUUUGUUACGUUUUCGGCAACAGCGAGAGGAGGCGCGCAGAUGGACUCGUCACCCAUAGGGACGUCAUAAAGACAGAAAGAGAGACAGGAUUUCAUCCGGCGGCAGAUUCCUGUGUGCUUCGCCCAUGGACCUCAGGGUGGGAGAGCGGGGGAUGCGCCCCGGCUCCGACACGGCGCUCCUCAGUCCGCUGCACCCGCCGCUGCUUCUCAGCCCCUUCUCCCCGCCGGCCCGCACCUCCUUCUCCCAGCAGCAGCUGCAGCAGCACAUCCGGUUCAACAUGGAGCAGAGGCGGCGUGAACAGGAACACCGGGAGAAGCAUCAAGAACUGCAGCAGCUGAAAAACAAGGACAAGAGCCAACAAAGUGCGGUGGCCAGCUCACUGGUCAAGCAGAAGCUGCAGCAGGUCAUCUUGAAGAAGCAGAAGCAGGCACUGGAAAGGACCAGCUCUAACCCUUUGGCUGUAACGCCCGUGGCAUACAGAAAACUGGGCCCAGACCCGAAUGUUCCGUCCCAACCUCUGCUCUCCUCUCUGCCGCAGCCUUCCUCGGAGGGUUCAGAAGGAACGCCACUCCGCAGGGCAGCAUCCGAGCCCAAUCUGAAAGUCAAGCACAAGCUGAAGAAGCAUCUCAACACCCGAAAGAGCCCGCUCACCCGCAAAGAGAGCGCCCCGCCCGCCGUCCGACACAGAGUACCUGAUACACUGGACUCCUCCCCCAGCAGCAGCAGCACCCCGGCCUCAGGCUGCAGCUCGCCCAAUGACACUUUCCCCAACGAGAACGGGCUGCUGCCAUCUGCAGGCGGACUCUCGCAUGAGGCACAGAAGCUGCUGCUCAGAGACGGCACGCUGGCAAACUUCACCAUCCAGAGUCCUUCCACUCUGCCCACCAUCACUCUGGGACUACCAGCCAAUGCCAGGGUUGAAGGAGAGCUGUCCUCUCUGAAAGUGGGUGGAGGGCCCCUGGUCGCAGCCGGGACCCCACAGGUGUUGUUGCCCCUGAGCAGAGAGGAUCAAGCCGGGCAGCUCAGCCCUCGCCUCCCUGUCAUCAUCCUGGAGCCCUCUGGACUGGUGCAUGCCCCGCUCCUCUCUGUGCCGGGCCUGGAGUCGGUGCCGCUGCAGUUGGCCUCGCACUUGGACCAGCUGUCCCCAGGGGGCGCUCAGGCCCACAAGCCCCUGAGCCGCACGCGCUCAGAGCCCCUGCCACAGAACACCCGGGCCCUCCACACGCAGCUGCUCCAGCAGCACCACAACACGCAGCUGCUGGAGAGAUUCAAGCAGCAGACUCACCUUGGCAAGCUUAUGUCCAAAUCCAGCGAGAAGCCCAGACUCCACCAGAUCCCCUCCGAGGACAUGGACUCCGAGGACGGCGGGGGGACGUCGCCGUCAGAGCCGGGCUAUCCAGGCAGAGUGAGGGCCGAUUCCAUCAGGGAGGCGGAGCCAGCAUCUUCAACAGGAUCCAGCAACCAAGAGCAGCUCCACUUACAACACGCACUCAUACUCAACCAGUCUCUGCUGUGGGAGCAGCAGAAGCAGCUGCAACAGCUGCACCGACAAAUGGAGACCCUGGCCGUCCCGAUGCUACGUAGCGGCGUGGGCGGCGCUCUGGGUGUGCACCGCCCCCUGUCGCGUACGCAGUCCUCGCCGGCCUCCACGUCUCUCACCCUGCCCGAAAAACCUCUGAGCCUGACCGGGCAGGAAGCCAGCAGCAAACCACGCUUCACCACCGGCUUGGUGUACGACUCCCAGAUGCUGAAGCACCAGUGCACAUGUGGAGACAACAGCAGUCACCCCGAGCAUGCUGGGAGAAUCCAGAGCAUCUGGUCUCGACUACAAGAGCGAGGCCUGAGGGUCCAGUGUGAGAGCAUCCGCGGUCGUAAGGCCACCCUGGAAGAGCUGCAGUCCGUCCACAGUGAGCGCCACGUUCUGCUGUACGGCACCAACCCGCUCAACCGCCUCAAACUGGAUAACCGCAAACUGGCAGGAAUCCUCUCCCAAAGGAUGUUUGUUAUGCUGCCAUGCGGAGGCGUGGGGGUGGACAACGACACCAUCUGGAACGAGUCGCACACGUCCACGGCGUCACGCAUGGCCGCCGGCAGUGUUGUCGAGCUGGCGGUCAGAGUGGCCAAGGGUGAGCUCAAGAACGGCUUCGCUGUGGUCAGACCACCAGGGCACCAUGCUGACCCUUCCAACCCAAUGGGCUUCUGCUACUUUAACUCUGUGGCCAUCGCUGCCAAACAGCUCCAACAGAAGCUCAGCGUCAGCAAAAUCCUCAUUGUGGAUUGGGAUGUUCACCAUGGUAACGGGACCCAGGAGGUUUUCUACAACGACCCCAGCGUCCUCUACCUCUCGCUUCACCGCUACGACCACGGCAACUUCUUUCCUGGCAGCGGCUCGCCGGCUGAGGUGGGGUCCGGCAGCGGGGAGGGCUUCAACGUGAACGUGGCGUGGACAGGAGGACUGGAGCCUCCCAUGGGGGACGCGGAGUACCUUGCAGCGUUCAGGACUGUGGUGAUGCCCAUCGCCCAGGAGUUUUCCCCGGACGUGGUCCUGGUCUCAGCAGGUUUUGACGCUGCCGAGGGCAACCCAGCACCUCUUGGAGGCUACAAGGUGUCUGCCAAAUGUUUCAGCUUUCUGACCCGCCAGUUGAUGUCCCUGGCGGGGGGGCGCCUGGUUUUGUCGCUGGAGGGCGGCCACGACCUCACCGCCAUCUGCGACGCGUCCGAGGCUUGCGUCAGCGCGCUGCUCGGUGCACAGGACUCACCGCCAGAGGAGGUGCUGCUGCAGAAACCCAAUGCUAACGCCGUCCGCUCCCUGCAGACGGUCAUACAAAUACAAAGUCAAUACUGGCCGAGUGUGAAGGCGUCCAGCAGCUCAGUGGGCGUGUCCUACCUGCUCGCCCAGACUGGAGACUGCGAGGAAGCAGAUGCUGUAAACGCUCUGGCCUCGCUCUCAGUGGGAGUUCUCUCCACCAAGAGCCUUCCAGAUGAGCCAAUGGAGCACGACAGUGACUCCAUGUGACCCCCUGUCACCUCGCUGAGCUCACCUUCAGGAAAGGAGGCAGGGUGCCCACCCAACACCCCCCCCCCCUCCACCCUUGGGGCCCCUGGCCCUCCAGCACUGCUCACAAAGCUUCCAUCCGCCCGCCGGCCUUACUCCGUACUAUGAUGAUGUCAUCCAAGCGCCUCCAUGCUGGCAAGCAUUCAGCCCUAACCUCGGCAAACCUCACCAAAGAGCAAUAGGAGAUGUUUUUUAGUGGUGUUGACUGACAAGGAGUUGUGCCUUUUGUACAGCACAACAAUGUUUCUUGUUCCUCCUCCAAGCACCACCUUGCAGGUGCUGGACCUCGUUGCCUCGACUUUGCCUUAACCUGAGGAACAACCACUUUGGACGCCUUCCUUCUCUGCCACUUUGCCUCACUAUUUUUGAAGCCACCCUGACAGGUGAAAGCACACACACACACACACACACACACACACAUUUGAGAAAAGCGGCAAUGGAGAAACCACACAUCAUUCACUGUCCUCCAUGUGUUUGAAGCGCCAUGAGACAAUGACAACUGUGGUUUGGUAGAAAUGCUCCAUGCCUGAUUGCACUCUUCGUGCCUUACUGUGAAGUGUAAGAGAUUCCAAAGCUCCUCCUCUCUUUUAAAGCGUUGCCAUGGCGACGACGUCUUACGAACCCCGCAUUGUUACAUACCGUGGAAUUGAGCUUACCACGACUUAAUGGGUUGCUAACGUACCACUUGUAUUGUCGUUGUUGUUUGUUUUUUUAAAUAGAUGUUCAUUCCAUGGCGGACCAUUGUGAUACGUAGCAAUAAUGUUUAUCAUCGCACUUCAACACAUCGCACAAGCAAGAGCCUGCGUGUUGCCGGUUAAAGUCUGGAAGGGCAACAAUAACAGGGACCAUGUCCUCCUGAGGGACCCUAUUUCACCCACUCAAUUUGAGAAUAAAACUCCGUAUUUCCUUGAAUUGCCUAGAAUUUCCACAGGGUCAAACUCGUCACGUCACGAGUGACACUUCACCUGUCGUCAGUUUCAAAACGGAGGAGGCUGAUUUCAAUCAUUUGGAAUCGCAUAAAGGGAAGAAGAUUUCGAGCUAUUCAGUAGGAUUUAAGGUCCAAGCUAUUGAAUAUGCUAAAAAGAACCUUUUAUUAAUAUACCAUAGCUGCGUGUGUCAAAUAUGAGUCAUUAGAUGACUCCUGGUGGUAGGGGGCGCUAGUGAUCCUUCUUGCGACUACUCGGCUGCAGAAGAAGUGACAACAAGCAGCAAUCGCUUAUUUUUUCCUCUCGCUUGCACUUUUAACAUGGAGGAUUACAUAUCUAAAAUAAAACCGUUUUCUAAACUGGACUUUCAAUCGAAGCAGGAGGUAAUAAAGGAAGAUCUCCAUCGAGACAGAGAGACUUUUAAAACUGAAGAAAGAUAAGGAAGACUUCUAUAAACAAGUUAUCGAUGCUUUUGAUCAGAAGGAGCGCAGGCUUAAAUUUACCGCAUGUAAGCGCCGGAGUGAGAAGAGGUUUUAAAUUAAUUAGCUCCCCGGUGGCAAUUCAAGGAAAUACGGUAUUUUUUCCAUGUCUUAGUCUUAAAUACAAUGUGAAUUGAGGUAUUUGUUGUCAGUGGUAUUCCCUCGUUUGCUGAAUUUACAAAAAUGUAACAAUACAAAAAUAAUGCCGGUGUUAGUUAACACUAACAAAGACACUUGUGAACAUGUUAGCAUACCAGCUAAUGCCAUCGACACAUAUGAGUGUAAACAUUUUUACACACCUGGGACGGUUUAGUACGGGAGGCUUGUUGUAGUUAUAUUGUAAAACUCACAAACGUCGCCCGUCGCGAUGAAUGGGAAAGAAAAAAAACGAAUGGCACUUGUACUUCCGGUUGAAAGCUCAGUCUAAACAGAAGGGCAAUAACUGGCCCAAAAGGUUGCGCCAUAGCCGUCCAAUCCACUUUAUUUGUGUAGCACAUUUAAACAACAGAAAUGUUGCACAACAAUAUUAAAAACAAUAUUCAAAUAGUAUCCUUAGACUGCAUAAAAUAAAAUGAAAAAUAAAUAUGAUUAAAAACGAUUUUAAAAGGGUAAAAGCAAUUAAAACAAUAAAUAGAAAUCCACAUUUAAAAACACAGAGGAGCACACAACUGUGUUAAAAGCCAGAGAAUACAAGUGGGUCUUAAGACAAGACUUAAAAGAGUCCACUGUGGGAGCAGUUCUAACAUGGAGGGGCAGUGUGUUCCAGAACUUAGCUCCCCUGGUUUUAAGUCUGGUCUCGGGCACCACAAGCUGGAUCUGGAUCUCGGACCUCAUACCGCGUGCAGGUGUGGUCCAAGAUAUAAUGAGGUGCCAGUCCAUGGAAAACUUUAAAAGCAAACAGAAAUAUUUUAAAAUCCAUUCUAAAAUGAACAGGGCGUGCUCGUGUUUCCUGGCCCCUGUUAAAAGUCCUGCUGGACUAACUGCAACCGAGAGAGAGUUGUUUGGCAGUAUGACAAACAAUAACACAACUAUUCAGUGUCUUUGCCAGUUAUUUUUUUUCAUUAUUAGCAUCAUGACCGUCAGCCAAGGAAAAAAAUCCAUAAAUUAGCAAUACUUGUUUUAGAAGCCGCAGGGUUAAAGCGUAGGAAAAGGCUUAUAGUCCGGAAUUUACGGUACUCGGGAUGGGAAUUUAACAAAAGUAUCCCAAAAAAUCUUGUUGGAGAUGCGCUCUCUCCGUGUGCUGAACUCCUGUUUCCAUGCGAGCGUUGUGUUAGGGGAGAAAAAACCAGAGAGCGCCUCUGCAGGUUGCAGCCCGGUACUGCACACAAUCCUUCUUUUGACGCCCAGCUCUGUGGAUUUUCUGCUGAUUCGGGUCUUAACUAAACAAACUAACUUCUUGUCUUUGAAAGAGUUUUAUCCACAAGUACUUAAAAUCUGCACUCACACACUUUUAGUCGGAUUUUGCACAAAAAAUAUUAGCAUUUUAGGCUUUAUUUGUCUUUUUAAUGCAUGUUGAUAACAAUCGGCAGCGUAAAAUACAGCUAAAAUAUGAAUGAUGACACAUGCCCGCUGCAUACCAUGCACCAUCCUUACCAAAACUAUGUCAGUUUUUUGGGGGCGGGGAACUGACUCUUGUUAAAAAUAGCCUGAGGCAUCAUUUAAGAGCAAACAUUCAGCAGAUAUGGAAAGAAAUCACAACUUUGUUAACUUUUUUUAUGAUGGCACAGCAGCAUAUCAUGCUUUGUCAUUAUAGAACUACCACCAGCAAUCUAGUCCAACAAAUAUUCUGUUGGGGUAAAUAUAUUUAAGAAAAUUAAAUUAAAUAAAAUUAUGUAAAAUAUAAAUUCACCCAGCUUCAUCAAUGACAGCAGCAUGUCAUGCUCUAUUGUUACUAUUCCAGAUGUUUCUGUCCUAAAAAAUGUUUAGGGCUAUAAAAAAAAAGUAUCUUAAAAUUACAGCGAAAAACUGUAAAAUCAAAUAAUGAAAAAUAUAAAUUCACCCAGCUUCAUCAAUGACAGCAGCAUGUCAUGCUCUAUUGUUACUAUUCCAGGUGUUUCUGUCCUAAAAAAAAUGUAGGACUAUAAAAAAAAGUAUCUUAAAAUAACAGCGAAAAACUGUAAAAUCAAAUAAAGAAAAAUAUAAAUUCACCCAGCUUUAUCAAUGACAGCAGCAUGUCAUGCUUUAUCGUUACUAUUCAAGAACUUUCUGUCCUAAAAGAAAUCAAGACUACAAAAAAUGUUUCAAAAUUACAGAGAAAAACUGUAGUAAAAAUAUAUGAAAUUAAAUAUUGAAAAAUAUAAAUUCACCCAGCUUCAUCAAUGACAGCAGCAUGUCAUGCUCUAUCGUUACUAUUCAAGAAUUUUCCGUCAUAAAAAAUGUUUUGACUAUAUAAAAAUUAUCUUAAAAUUAUGAACUGUAAAAUCAAAGUAUAAAAAAUAUUCUAUAAAGGUAAAAAUAUAUUUUAAAAAUAAUGAAAUAAAAUACAAUUAUGUCAAAUAUAAAUUCAUCCAGCUUUAUCAAUGACAGCAGCAUGUCAUGCUUUAUUGUUACUAUUCAAGAACGUUCUGUCCUAAAAUAAAUUAAGACUACAAAAAUUAUUUUGAAAUUACAGAAAAAAAACUGUAAAAUCAAAGUCUAAAAAAAAUUAUAUUUAGGUAAAAAUACAUGAAAUUAAAUAUUGAAAAAUAUAAAUUUACCCAGCUUCAUCAAUGACUGCAGCAUGUCAUGCUCUAUCGUUACUAUUCAAGAAUUUUCCGUCAUAAAUUUUUUUUGACUAUAUAAAAAUUAGCUUAAAAUUAAGAACUGUAAAAUCAAUGUAUAAAAAAUAUUCUAUAGAGGUAAAAAUAUAUUUUAAAAAUAAUGAAAUAUAAUACAAUUGUGUCAAAUAUAAAUUCACCCAGCUUUAUCAAUGACAGCAGCAUGUCAUGCUUUAUUGUUACUAUUCAAGAACUUUCUGUCAUAAAAAAUUUUUGGGCUAUAUAAAAAUUAUCUUAAAAUUAUGAACUGUAAAAUCAGAGUAUAAAAAUUAUUUUAUAGAGGUAAAAAUAUAUUUUAAAAAUAAUGAAAUAAGAUACAAUUAUGUCAAAUAUAAAUUCACCCAGCUUUAUCAAUGACAGCAGCAUGUCAUGCUUUAUCGUUACUAUUCAAGAACUUUCUGUCAUAAAAAAUGUUUUGGCUAUAUAAAAAUUAUCUUAAAAUUAUGAACUGUAAAAUCAAAGUAUAAAAAUUAUUUUAUAGAGGUAAAAAUAUAUUUAAAAAAUAAUUAAAUAAGAUACAAUUAUGUCAAAUAUAAAUUCACCCAGCUUUAUCAAUGACAGCAGCAUGUCAUGCUUUAUUGUUACUAUUCAAGAACUUUCUGUCCUAAAAGAAAUCAAGACUAUAAAAAUUAUUUUAAAAUUACAGACAAAAACUGUAAAAUCAAAGUCUAAAAAAAAUUCAAUGAAAUUAAAUAAUGAAAAAUAUAAAUUCACCCAGCUUCAUCAAUGACAGCAGCAUGUCAUGCUCUAUCGUUACUAUUCCAGAACUUUCUGUCUUAAAAAAUUUUUGGACUAUAUAAAAAUUAUCUUCAAAUUAAGAACUGUAAAAUCAAAGAAUAAAAACAUUCUAUAGAGGUAAAAAUAUAUUUAAAAAAUAAUUAAAUACUGAAAAAUAUAAAUUUACCCAGCUUUAUCAAUGACAGCAGCAUGUCAUGCUCUAUCGUUACUAUUCAAGAAUUUUCUAUCAUAAAACAAAUUUGACUAUAUAAAAAAUAUCUUAAAAUUAAGAACUGUAAUAUCAAAUAAUUAAAACAUAUUCCAUAGAGUUAAAAGUAUAUUUAAAAAAUAAUUAAAUACUGAAAAAUAUAAAAUCGCCCAUUUCCAAAUUAUCAUUCAAAUAUAAAUAAGGAGCUCAUCUUUUUGUGCAAUUUCCUACUAAAUUCCGUCUUGUUUGGCUUUUGUCGUCAUUUCACACCAACACACUUGACCCAAAACUUCCUCUUGACCAAGUGGUCAACGACCCCUGACCCUUGACCUUUAGUCAACCAACACAACUGUCCUUUUUCAGAGUUGAGUAGGGACGUGUGUCACCUCAGGGGCCUCACUUCUUCCCCCAGACUCACAACAGUUGCAAACGUGUGAACUGUCACAUGUCUCACUUCUUCACCAACACAAGGAAGCGGCUUUUUAUUUACUUUUUUUAUAGCAAGACCGCAUUUAAACCUGUGUGUGCAUGUAUGUGUGUGUGUGUGUGUGUGUGUGUGUGUGUGUGUGUGUGCGUGUGAUUGACUCGUAACUGUUGCCUCUUCUUGGACGUUGUCAUGAGUGUGUUAGGACACACUUUGUGUACAUAAAUAAAUAAAUAAAUAAAUAGGGAAGUAGACGCUCCAAAGACCAAAAUACAGACUUUGUAUUGGCAUCUCUUGUCUUAAGCAACUUCUAACUGGACUUGCAGCCCCGCUGCACUGAUUUCAUGCUAAUGACCUUUUCCUGUCUUCUUUUGCAUCCUCUUUCCUACCAUUUGUAUAGAAAGAUGUUCUAUUUUGUACAUUUUCUGUUGUUGUUGUUGUUGUUUUUAUUGUUGUCUUUUCCUCCUGAUUAAAAAAAAACAAAACCUUUUGGAAACAUUA
Messenger RNA from Nerophis ophidion (straightnose pipefish), 9406 nucleotides. It is a transcript of the gene hdac7a, whose product is annotated as histone deacetylase 7a. Lineage: Eukaryota; Metazoa; Chordata; Actinopteri; Syngnathiformes; Syngnathidae. The coding region runs from base 465 to 3356 and encodes 963 amino acids. Gene Ontology annotation, molecular function: histone deacetylase activity. Gene Ontology annotation, biological process: negative regulation of transcription by RNA polymerase II; chromatin organization. The record is from RefSeq and is a predicted model, not a curated record. The transcript has 26 exons. Gene Ontology annotation, cellular component: histone deacetylase complex.